AUGGUCAAAGAAACGAAGCUCUACGAAACCCUCGGCGUUGCGCCGACGGCGACCGAACAGGAGCUGAAGAAGGCGUACAAGACAAAUGCCCUGAAGUACCACCCUGACAAGAACGCCCACAACCCCGAUGCUGAGGAGAAGUUCAAGGAGAUUUCCCACGCCUACGAAAUUCUUUCCGAUUCCCAGAAGCGUACUGUCUACGACCAAUAUGGCGAGGCUGGUCUCGAAGGCGGUGCCGGCGGUGGUGGCGGCAUGGCUGCUGAGGAUCUGUUUGCUCAGUUCUUCGGUUCCGGUGGCGGCUUCGGCGGCGGCCUUGGAGGCAUGUUCGGUGGCGGCGGCAUGCCUAACCGCGGACCCCCCAAGGCUCGCACGAUUCACCACACUCACAAGGUCUCCCUUGAGGAUGUCUACCGCGGAAAGAUCUCCAAGCUGGCUCUCCAGCGGUCCGUCAUCUGCUCCAAGUGCGAGGGCCGUGGCGGCAAGGAGGGUGCUGUCAAGCGCUGCGCUGGCUGUGAUGGUCACGGCAUGAAGACCAUGAUGAGACAAAUGGGUCCUAUGAUCCAGCGUUUCCAGACCGUCUGCCCUGACUGUAACGGAGAGGGCGAGACGAUCAAGGACAAGGAUCGCUGCAAGCAGUGCAACGGAAAGAAGACCAUUGUCGAUCGCAAGGUUCUCCACGUCCACGUCGACCGUGGUGUCAGGAGCGGCACCAAGGUUGAGUUCCGCGGUGAGGGUGACCAGGCCCCUGGCAUCCAGGCUGGUGACGUUGUUUUCGAGAUCGAGCAGAAGCCCCACAACCGCUUCACUCGCAAGGAGGACGACCUUCUGUACCAGUGUGAGAUUGAGCUGGUGACUGCGCUGGCCGGUGGAACUAUCUACAUUGAGCACCUCGACGACAGGUGGCUCAGCAUCGAGAUCCUUCCCGGUGAAGCCAUUGCACCUGACGCUGUCAAGAUGGUUCGCGGCCAGGGUAUGCCUUCUCCUAGACACCACGACUUCGGCAACCUUUACAUCCAGUUCAACGUCAAGUUUCCUGAGAAGGGCUGGACAGAGGACCCCGCGGCCUUCGAGGCUCUCCAGAAGUUGCUCCCCGCCCCUUCGCUGCAAACCGUUCCUCCCCCUGAGGCUAUGACCGAGCCCGCCGACCUCGAGGAUCUCGACAACUCUUCCCAGGCUAGAGUCUUCGGAGGUGCUGGCGGUAUGGACGAGGACGACGAGGACGGCCACCCCGGUGCCGAGCGCGUGCAGUGCGCUUCUCAGUAA
Messenger RNA from Colletotrichum abscissum, 1263 nucleotides. Its product is annotated as DnaJ domain-containing protein. Bases 1 to 1263 code for a protein of 420 amino acids. The transcript has 4 exons. The record is from RefSeq and is a predicted model, not a curated record. Gene Ontology annotation, biological process: response to heat; protein refolding. Gene Ontology annotation, molecular function: Hsp70 protein binding; ATP binding. Lineage: Eukaryota; Fungi; Ascomycota; Sordariomycetes; Glomerellales; Glomerellaceae. Gene Ontology annotation, cellular component: cytoplasm; cytosol; nucleus.